Messenger RNA from Macadamia integrifolia, 951 nucleotides. RefSeq lists its product as uncharacterized. Lineage: Eukaryota; Viridiplantae; Streptophyta; Magnoliopsida; Proteales; Proteaceae. The record is from RefSeq and is a predicted model, not a curated record. The transcript is spliced from 2 exons. The coding region runs from base 1 to 951 and encodes 316 amino acids.
AUGGCAAUGGAGGGAUUCACUGGAGUUAUAAAGAAGUUUGAAGUGGAUGGGAAUAUCACUCUUCUUCCUAGAUGCAAAGUUGUUCAGUUGUCCCAUCUUAUUUUUGCAGAUGAUCUAAUGAUCUUUGUAAAGGCUGUCAGUGACUCAGUUAUAGCUAGUUUGGGGGCUCUAGAUGAGUUUGCUUUCUUCUCUGGGUUGCAUAUCAAUAGGCCUAAAUCCUCUAUUAUUUUAGGGGGCCUUACUCAAACUAGUAGUAUGCAGCUCUUGGAAUUAACAGGUUUUAAGGAAACCAAGUUACCAAUAAGGUACCUUGGGGUCCCCCUUGUUGCAGGAAAGCUUACUCUUGGAGAUUGCAACCCUAUUCUGGACCUGAUCUGGAAGAAGCUUGAAAGAUGGAAAUCUAGCUUUCUCUCUUAUGCUAGAAGUUACAAUAGAUCUCAUAAGUUCUCCAAGGAUGCUAUAUAUAUUGGUCAGGAAUAUUUUCCCUUCCAGGAGGAAGGGGGAUUAGGGUUAAAGCGUGUCAAGGAGAUGAAUGUUGCUGGUAUUAUGAAACAAAUAUGGUGUAUUGCUUCUCAUAAAAAGAGCAUAUGGGUGAAGUGGAUUUAUAAGAGGUAUAUGGAGAAGGAUAUUUGGUCUGUGAAGGCUACUAGUGAUGCUUCUUGGGUAUGGAGGAAGAUUCUGAAGUAUAGGGAUAAAAUGGAAUAUUUUAUCAUGCAUAUUGUUGGCAAUGGAAUAUCCACUAAUCUAUGGUUGGAUAAUUGGCAUCCAAAGGGUAUUCUCAUUAAAAUAUUUGGAGACAGGAUAAGGUAUGAUGCUGGAUUAUCUCAUCUUGCUACAAUUGAUGAAAUCUUAAAAGAUGGAGCAUGGCUUUGUACUCUGGAUACAACAUUACAACUCAUGGAAACUUGGGGAGGUCUUCAAUCUAUCCCUAAACCUCACUAUGCUGAAUAG